AAAGCAAACCUCACCUUCUUGCUUCAUAAAAUUGCCUUGCCAACCUUCAGAAGCAACAUCGACCAACUUCACACACAACUUAAAAACAAGCAGCAGCAAACUAUUCUUUCAUCCAUCUAUCUUCCAACAAACUGAAACCAUCACCAUGACCAAAUAUGAUAGUACGCCAUCAUCCACCUCUACCAAGCACGGCGAAAGAACCCUCCACAUUAUUCUGAACAAGGACACCAACCUGUUGGAACUCGCUCAAAAGAUCCACAAUCACACAUCCAUGAUGACACGAGAAGUUAUUAUCGAACCAGAGUGGUCCUCCUGUGAACAAGAACACAUUUUGGCCGAUGUCACGGAACCGGAUUGGACUCCAUUCGCACAACCUCAAGAAGAACACACGCACACUACUACUGUGGCCGAAAAGCUCUUUCAAGUCAUUGGAGAUCUACCAAUGUUGGAACGCAUUCAUUUGAAGCGAUUGGGAUUUGCCGAUUCCGGCGGCUUUCCUCUGCAUCUCCUCACGAUUCUCUUGAUUGGACCCAUGCGAUCCAUGUAUUUGAAGGAAUUGCACGUGGACAAGUGUCGCUUUUCCAAUGUCAACCGCCGCACCGUCUUGAAGUGCGCUGAAGCGAUCGUAUGUCUGUCGGCUUUAAAGCGAGUCGAAUGGUACGAGCAAUCCUCCAACGCCAUUGGCUAUACGACUACUUCAGGAACGGAGAAAUGCGUUUCUCCCCUGGCCAAUGCCAUUCUCAGCUUGCCCGCCCUCCAAGAAGUCGAGUUGGGAUCCGGGGAGCAGCAGCCAAUGCUGUCGCCCACUACGAGUACGAGUACCAAUGAUGCUCUUGGCAAUUUUGUUCUGUCAUCGCCAUGCCGCGACUUGUCACUUCGUAAUUUCCCGUUUCACGGAACAUCCCUCGAGUCCUUGGCAAGAGCUCUUCAAUGCUCCAGUUGUCAACUCGAAACCUUGCAACUCGAUCUGGGACAAGCCGAUGCAGCUCAAGUCAAGACACUCUUUCAAGCCCUCGCGGACAACACCAGUCUUCACACGCUGCAACUCUGGAUUUCCUAUGCGGAUGCCUGGCAAGACGAGCGCUGUCUGGAAACCUUGGCCAAAGCGUUGAAACAACAACACAGCAACAUUUCGACACUGCGCAUUUUUGGUCCCGGACGAAACAAUCUACAAGAACCGGAUGCCACGGCCUUUUGCAAAAUGCUCGAAACCAACUCGACCAUUACAUCCUUGGUGUUGGAUGAUUACAACAACAACUUAUUGCAACGCAGUCAAGGCAAAUUGGCACCCAUGAUUCAGUUUUACACCCACUUGAAUGCCUGUGGGCGAUCCCAAGUGUUGCAGAAAAUGAGAAACUGUUCCAUGCAUCAAUGGAUGAACGUGUUGGCACAAUGCGGUCGUGACAAUGCAUCGUCCGAACUACAAAACCUCGAAGCCGUGCACUUUUGGCUGCGACAAAAUCCAACCCUCAUCAUCACAGCGGCUGCUACGGCAGAACAACACUGCGCUUCCUAUGACUGCUGAAUGAAGCAACCGACCUCCAUAAUAUAUAUCUCUUGACCUCUAGAUUCCAAUCUGUUACAGCAUAAUGUAUAAUAAACUGUAUCCAUACUAC
This is a messenger RNA of Seminavis robusta, 1616 nucleotides long. NCBI's taxonomy places the organism in Eukaryota, Bacillariophyta, Bacillariophyceae, Naviculales, Naviculaceae. The record is from the annotation of a GenBank genome assembly.